AUGGUAUACACGAAUCCAGGAGUGUCCAUUGCUGCAAAGUUCGUGACUCCAGGUCCAGCCUAUGCCCUGCCUGGUCUGGUUGGAGAGAAAGGUCAUGACCCUCGUAGUGUCCACUACAAAUAUCCCUCCUAUUCUUUUGGAGUCAGACACGGCAGGUACAAGAACACAUAUGGUCCGGGGCCAAGCUACUACCCGGAUCCAAAAGUGUACCGUGAUGGCUAUGACGGAGUCCCACAGUAUUCUCUCUACUCGCGACCAAAAGAUAUCAGAGUGUUCGCCACUCCUGGUCCCGGAGCCUACUGCAUUGAACCAGCUGCCUCGGUCGUUCGUCGUUCCAGCCCCGCCUACAGUUUUGGCAGCAGACACAGCCAUCGCCGAACAGAUAAAAUCCCAGCUGCCAACAGUUACGCUUUGCCAGGAAUGAUUGGCCCAACUGUACAAAGUGGCAAGCCCCAGGCCCCCUGCUACAGUUUUCGUUCCCGCCCUAAUGUUGCCAAAUAUAUAAGGACUCCAGGACCAGGCACCUACAGUACAACUGACCCUAGUAUAUACAAACAUCGGGCGCCGCUGUACAGUUUGACCAGCAGACACGUCAUGUCCACGGGUAGUAGCCAAAAGCCGGGACCUGGAGCUCACAUGCCUCAAACUGCCAGCAUCCAGCGAUGUAGUCCAGCAUACAGCUUUGGGAUCCGACACAGCGACCACAUGACGCCACUGAUAGUGGACGUCCCUGAUCUGGAGUGUUGUUGUCCUUGA
Candidula unifasciata is the source of this 756-nucleotide messenger RNA. Lineage: Eukaryota; Metazoa; Mollusca; Gastropoda; Stylommatophora; Geomitridae. The record is from the annotation of a GenBank genome assembly.